Messenger RNA from Stereum hirsutum FP-91666 SS1, 1227 nucleotides. RefSeq lists its product as uncharacterized. NCBI's taxonomy places the organism in Eukaryota, Fungi, Basidiomycota, Agaricomycetes, Russulales, Stereaceae. The record is from RefSeq and is a predicted model, not a curated record. Bases 38 to 955 code for a protein of 305 amino acids. The transcript has 7 exons.
UAGCGUUCGCGCGACUCUUGGCCCCCGAAUGCGCGGGAUGGCUCAGGCUUUGGCCAAGGCUACCCCUGCUCAGAAGAGUGCUGGCGAUAUCAGCGAUGCUUUUGCGUCCUUGUCCGGUCAUACUGUUGUUCUCGAGCCACGGUUCGCCCAGCUCAAGAAGCAGCUUUGGAAAGACAAUAUGCUCCAGUCCUGGCGUGAGGUCCUUGACGAGCUCAAAAUCACCACCAAGGAAAUCGCCGCCACUGGUCCUGACAUUAUACUAAGAGUGCAGUUCGAGCAGAUCAAGAGUGGAAAGGUUGAUCCUGAAGUCUUGAAGAGGGUGAGGGCUGUAGGAACGAUGAUUGUUGAGGGUGCCAUAUCUGAGGAGGAAGCGCUCAAGUGGAAGGCUGAUAUCCUUGAGUAUGCCAGGGUUAACAAAGAUCAUGUUCGUGGCUAUCCAGCAGACAAUAUCCAGGUCUACGAGUUCUAUAACUCCAGAUCCCAGACGGCCGCGCGUACACACCCCAACGCCAUCAUUACUCACAAGUGGCUUCUUGCUACUCUGUUGCACGCCAGCGACCCGAAGUCGAAGAUUAGUCUGGAGACUCCCAUCUCGUACUAUGACAGACUGAGGAUUAGGCAGCCUGGCGAUGCGACGUUCGCUUUGGGACCGCAUAUAGAUGGCGGAAGUCUUGAGCGUUGGGAAGAUCCAGGCUAUCGUUCUUGUUUUGCCUCAAUUCUCAAUACAAACCCGCUCAACGGUAACUCCUGGCGAGCCCAUGACUCUUUCGACGUUUCACCUCGUAUCGAGGCGAACUCUGAUCUGUAUAAGACUAGCUCGGGGCAAUGCAGCGUUUAUCGGCCGUGGCAGGGUAUGUCUUUGUUCUCCCCGCCGUUGUUUUCAUUCGUUUGGGCCUCGUUGCUGCCCACGUCAGCGCGAAGUUCGAGACUCCGGCGGGCGCAUCUGUCGGCGUGAAGGAGUUGAUCGAAGAGGUCAAUUCCACUUUGUGAGGUGUCAAUGGAGUUCUGCGGGGGCUGAGUGCCAGGCAGGUGUCGGGGGUGUAAAGACGAUGGGUGGAGGGUGAAGGGAGUGCGGUACUAUCUAAGGGCCUGGAUUUGACUCAUAUUUAUAUACUUCUAAGUUCGCUGCUUUGUGUAGAUUGGGUUUCGUGGACGGAAGCCUACCGAUCUAUUCAACAUCGUGCUGAAGGACUCCUGUUGUACGAUACGAAUAGAAUCGCGUUUCGG